AUGACUUGGUGGCGCCGGGACCCGACACUCGCUCCUUUCCAACGCUAUGCGCAACGCAUCCUCCGCUCCGACGACGCGGCCCUUCGCACGCGGUGCUUCUCGCGCACGCCCUCCAAGUCAGCACAACACGAAGACAACAAUGGCAACAAACGUCCAUCCGGCAUGUCCAACCUGGAAUGGUUGCAGCUAGAGCAGUACCAGCAAUGGCGAAGGAAACUCAUGAACGAUCCAUACGAGGCCAUCUUCGGGGCCAGCAACGAGAGGUUGAGUGGCAAGGGCAACAAAGACUGGGAGUGGCUUGCCAAUAGCAUUCCUAAGUGGAUGUUGAGAGAGAUGGAGAGCCACGACGACAACGCUUCGCCGCCGAAGCAAGGCAAGAGUGGCAGUAUCGAUCCGAACUACCCGCGACGGGUCAAGAUCGAUAGUGAAGAGCGCGAUAUCCGUAGGGAAAGAGAAUCACACUUCCCCCAACCGUCAUCCAGGGCAAGACUGCUCCCUGACGACCCGACUGGCAUUGAGUCACCCUCUGAUCUCAGGAGGCCGCGAGAGCAAUUUCAUGUCAAGAUUGUUGGCCGCCAUUCAGGAUUAUCGACCGAAUCUACAACAAGCGCACCUCGUGCCACAGCGCAGGACUACGAACACGAGCAGCCGACGCGACCGAAGAGCACGGAGUCGUUUGAAGAAUACAUUGCGAAAACGAAAACGGAUGCGGCUAAGAAGAUCGAACAAUCCAGCACGGCCGCACCCAGUAGAGAACCUUCCUUUAUGGACCGCUUCCUGACAGAGAAGCCCGAACACGAAGACGCGCAACGACACGGCACGGCGGAGACAGGCAGCUGGAGAGAGACCACACUGCAAAGGAGGAUACCAAAGGACGUCGUAGCAAAGCCUGAUGCCGACUCUGCGCCCAUGGCAAAGGCUGGUGACGAGUCGUCAAUGUCAGCAUCCUCAACUGACGGGACCCACGAGCUCUCCUCAGAACCACAUAUGCAGGAAACCCUCCCGUCGCUUCCUCCAAUCUCAGGUCCUCUACGCACGAAGCAACCUUCCACGCAAGAACACAUCCCACCACAGGAGACACCUAGUACACAAGGCAGCGUCACAUCUGUGAGGUCAACGUCAAAAAUCUUGAGCCAGUUGCCCAAAGACGACUUGGACUUCUUGAGUGCGGACGAGAUUCGUGCGAACAUGGCCGCAAGAAGGAGCAAGGUCCUGGACGAAGAACGUAGAAAAGCGGAUCGGGCUAGAUUGGAGAGCACUUUCGAGAGCACCCCCAAGGCAAAGACCGGUAUGGAUCCGAUGCUUGAGUCCAAGAUCAUCAAUGACCAAUACGUUCGUCGAAUCGAACGGCAAAUGCAGCGGCCAGAGAUCUCGUUUGAUUCACAAGAAUCCAGUGAGCCCAGGACAACUACAAAGAUGGACGAAACCCCAUACAAAGCAGACGAAAGCCAGUUGGAGUCGAGCGUCGAACGGAUGAAGUCUUGGCUUGAAGAAAGCGGUGCAAGAUUCUCUAGUCUUUUCUGGCAAGACCCGACCGAAGAAGCGGAUGCGAAGAAAACCCGCUUGUUCUUCGACAAGAUCCUGGCACGUAUUCGCAAGGGUCGCACGACGAUGAAGCAAGUGGUCGAAGACCUAGAGGCAGACAUUCCAGCAUCUAAACCUCUCUUGAGGCGUAUGAAAGCGGAUGAGGACCUCCUGGACUCUGCUAUCAACACUCUACGACAACGCUCAGAAAUCGGAAAGCUUCGUUCGUUGACGCCGAAGAAAGUAAGGGCAAUUCAAGAAUUGCGUCUCCGGUACCAGAGCACAGACAACGACCUUAAUAAGGCAUACGCCUUGCUCCAAGAUCUCGGCGACUCGGACGCAACAAAGAACGUCUCACCAGCGUUCAAAAGGCGCCUGAGCAUUGCGUCGAAAAUUACCCAGAAGAACGCUCACCUUACGCGUUAUCUCAUCUGGAGUCUACAGGCCCGGCUCGAGGACCCGGAAAUUGAUCAGAGCGUGCUCGCAAACUACAAAGCUGUUGCGAACAGUUUGCUAACUCUUAGAGAUACACAGAUGGCCCUAUCUCGAUUGCUGGAACGUGCCAUGCUCGUUUACGGUGUGGCUCCACAUCUCUGGGAGGACAUUAAAAUUUUUCCCGACACCCCAGCUCUGGAAGUUCCGCAGGACCGUGAGCAGUCAUCUCAGACCAAGACGUCUUCCGCUAUGAGUGAUGCCGACAAAGCCCAGCUUCGUGCCAAGGUAGCUGCUGAAGAACGUCUCGCCCAUGAGGUCGAUGCACAGAAGUCAGCUAUGCGUGGACUCUCAGAUGAUGGAUACGCGCGUAUGCCGAAGGCAACACCGAGCAAAUCGUUUGAAGAGCGAGGACCCCUUGCACACAGCCUGUUUAGACCGUUCGGACCCGUUUUGGAGAGCUUAGAGAGUGAAACGCCAUCUAAGAUAGGCGCAACAGAGGCCGACGUGAAGGUGACCCACGAACGUGACGACUACGAACUGGCUGAUAACAUGCAAAACUCAAACGAGGAUAGGUCUGGUCCUGUCGCCACUGAUCACGAGCAGCCGGCCUGUCCGGUUAAGGAAAGCAGAUUGACUGAAGAUCAUGACGUGAAGAAGUUUGACAUGCUGAAGGAGGAUCCUACAAUGGACGACGCCUCAUAUCACGCCAGUGGCACAACUACCGCAGAUACCGUGCGCGGAGAAGAAGUCACAGCAAUCGAUGCAGCCCCAAAAGCUACACAAGAAAUCUUUACCGCUGGCCACACUACUCCAACGACCGAACAUGCCACUGUAGACCCGAAACCGAGCACUGACGAUGCUGUUGGUGAAAUACCUCAGUCAGGCGCAUCAUCACAUUCGCCAGAACCGGGCUCACCAACGAUGUAUACAAUCCUUUUGCACGAUCCGCACAGCGGCAAGCUUUCGCUAACCACCUCUACAACAACGGAACCCUACAAGGCCCCUCCUAUGAUACCGCUACAUGAAGCGCUAUCAACUCUCGAAGAGCCCGCUAAGUUCAUUCCGUACAUCGAGAAUGGUCUUGAGAUCGUCAAAGCAAACAAGUAUUUGCUCGUCUUGCGCGGCGGUCUCAAUUCCACAGCAUCUACCAGACCCUUCCAAACGGCCGAUCCAUCAACCACAAUGGAGCAGAACAAGGACGCUGGCAUCACAGGAGAAAGAACUUACAUCAAUCCGAUAGAUGGAACGGCACGCCUUUCGCCUACCGGCUACGUUGGGCCAGAAGAGAGCGAAGAGCAACUUGAGAAGGAUUUCACUGAGCGCAGGCAGGCUGCCGAGCGAGCAGUUAGUAACCAAGAGAGCAGCGCAGAACAAGACCGGAGCGGACAAACGACCAAAGAUAAGAAGAGGGGCGGUAAAGCAGCGGGUAUAGUCAAAACGGCCAUCUGGGCCUCGGCACUAUGCUACGUGGCCGGUGUGAUUGGGGAACUUGCUAGUUAA
This is a messenger RNA of Alternaria incomplexa, 3459 nucleotides long. RefSeq lists its product as uncharacterized. The coding region runs from base 1 to 3459 and encodes 1152 amino acids. The transcript has a single exon. The record is from RefSeq and is a predicted model, not a curated record. Lineage: Eukaryota; Fungi; Ascomycota; Dothideomycetes; Pleosporales; Pleosporaceae.